AUUUGGUUUUGGAGCCCGGUUCUUUUACCGGCUGCUUGAACUGCUGAAACUGGGGCGCGAUUCAUGGGAUGCAACCAUGUCGGAUCUCAGUGAGCGCAGGCCAGUUAACAUGGACUACGCGGUCUCCCUGCUGGAGCAGCUCAACUUCUUCUAUGAGCAGAAGUUACUGACUGACGUGGUGCUGCUGGUGGAGGACAACGAGUUCCCAUGUCACAAGAUGGUCCUGGCCACAUGUAGCUCCUAUUUCAGGGCAAUGUUUAUGAGUGGGUUGUCUGAGAGUAAACAGACUAAUGUUCACCUGAAGAACGUGGACCCUGCCACUCUCCAGAUCAUCAUCACCUACGCCUAUACAGGCAACCUGGCUAUCAAUGACAGCACUGUGGAGCCACUCUAUGAGACCGCCUGCUUCCUACAGGUAGAGGAUGUGCUACUGCAGUGCAGGGACUACCUGGUGAAGAAGAUCCAUGCAGAUAACUGUGUCCGGAUGCUGAGCAUCGGGGAUCUGUUCUCUUGUGUGGAGCUGAAGCAGAGCGCCAAGCGCAUGGUGGAACACAAGUUCCCCGUGGUCUACCGUCAGGAGGCCUUCCUACAGCUGUCCCACGAGCUGCUGGUCGACGUGCUGUGCUCAGACAACCUCAACGUGGAGAAGGAGGAGACGGUGAGGGAGGCUGCCAUGCUGUGGCUGGAGUAUAACAUGGAGGCUAGGUCCCAGUACCUGUCCUCAGUUCUCAGCCAGAUCCGCAUCGACGCUCUCUCCGAGGUGACUCAGCGCGCCUGGUUCCAGGGCCUACCGCCUAACGACAAGUCUGUCGUAGUGCAGGGCCUCUACAAGUCCAUGCCCAAGUUCUUCAAACCCCGCCUUGGUAUGACCAAGGAGGAGAUGCUCAUCUUCAUAGAGGCCACGUCAGAGUGGCCGUCUGACAUGGGUCAGGUGAUGACAGGCCCCAACCACACGGUGGUGUGUUACAGCCCGCAAGCCGAGAAGGUCUACAAGCUCAGCAACCCGCCGGGCUACCUCCAGAAGGUUGGGACGCUCGUCACACCCGACAACGACGUGUUCAUCGCCGGCGGGCAAAUCCCGCUGAAGAACUCGAUCGCCAACCACGGGAAGAGCGGUGGCAAGCAACAGGCAGUGUUCCGAUCGGUGGAUAGCUUCUUCUGGUUUGACGCCCAGCAGAAUGCCUGGGUGCCUAAGACGCCCAUGCUGUGUGCCCGCAUCAAGCCCUCUCUGGUCUACUGCGAGGGUUACAUUUACGCCAUCGGGGGGGACAACGUAGGCGGGGAGCUGAAUAAACGUACCGUAGAACGCUAUGACUGUGAGAAAGACGAGUGGGCUAUGAUGAGCCCCCUCCCUUGCGCCUGGAACUGGACCACGUCCGUAGCAGCCCACGACUGUAUCUACGUGAUGACCCAUGACCUCAUGUACUGCUACUUCCCUCGCGCUGACACCUGGGUAGAGAUGGCCAUGAGGAAGACAAGUCGCUGCUUCGCCUCCGCUGCCACCUUCGGUGACCUCAUCUUCUAUAUCGGGGGGCUCCACGUUGUCUCCAACUCGGGCGUCCGCAUGCCCACCAGCACCAUCGACGGCUCCUCCGUCACCGUGGAGAUCUACGACGUCGGCAAGAACGAGUGGCGCCUGGCCGCCAACAUCCCUGCCAAGCGCUACUCGGACCCGUGUGUGCGGGCCGUGGUGCUCCUUGGCUCUCUGUGCAUCUUCAUGCGGGAGACUCACAUGAACGAGCGCGCCAAGUACGCCAUCUACCAGUACGACCUGGAGCUGGACCGCUGGUACCUCAAGCAGCCCGUGUCUGAGCGCGUGCUCUGGGACCUGGGGAAGGACUUCCGCUGCGCUGUGGGGAAGCUAUACCCAUCCUGUCUGGAAGAAUCCCCGUGGAAACCACCCACCUACCUGUUUUCCCCCGACGGGGCCGAGGAGUUUGAGGUGGACGGAGAGAUGGUCUCCCUCCCUCACAUAUAGCUCUUAACCUUCCUCCUCUCUGCCCCCAAACUGAGUCCCUGAAUUGCCCUCUGAACUCUGGGUGUGACGUGUCGAGGGAUGGACCUGAAUGCCAGAGGGGUAGGUUUGAUGUCUGUCUGUUCCAAAGGGAUCUGAGCGCUACAAGGCUAUUCUGCCGGCUGGCUGUUGCUGACAAACAAGCUUAUACAAAGCCUCAGACAUUGAAAAUAUAGGAGAGAAACGAAAAAGUAAUAUGGAAAAAAAGUAGAUUUGUUUUUUCUUUUGUCCGUUGCAACUUCAAGUCUGUUAUACUGUUUCUACAAUGUGAUAAUUGAAAGUCGACUGAUUUGUGAUGAUGCACUUACUGGCGAAAAGCUCCUUGGAAUAACUGUACCAAAAUCCUCCUGGUCUCCACCUCUUUCUCUCACCACUGUUGUAAACCCACAUCCAUCUCUCCUAGGGACACAUGGCCUGUGUCCCAGCCAUAUGGUACCCUAUUCCCUAAGUAGUGCACUAAAUGGGUAAUACGGUGCCAUUUGGGAUGCUCAUAGUAUAGGAACAUACAGGGCCAAGUGUUAGGGGGGGGGGGGGUUAUGGGAGAGAAGGGGUUCUAGGUGGUGACUGCAGGUCCAGUCACUCUACCCGUUUUUUUUCUUCACCUCUGUUCCAGACACGCAACCCCCUGCCUCUCCCCUCACUCCUCUAGUCCCCUGCUCACACUAACACCACUCUAGCCUGCCUGUCUCUUAGGCUGUGUCCCAAAUGGCACCCGACUCCCUACAUUGGGCCCUACUUUUGACCAGGGUGCAAAGGGCCACCAUAGGCUUGUUGAGCUGGCACUGGAGCUCUUGCCAAAAGUAGCGUCCUAUAUAGGGUUCCAUUUGGGAGGCAUCCUUAGUCAAUCUCUCUGGACACAGGUCUUCCACAGAGCCAGCCAGCGGUUUACAGAACGGAGCUCACCCUAACCAACCGCCAUAUCGUCGUGAUGGGAGGAUCUAUGCCGGCUCUUAUUUUUGACAAGCGCGGGUCUCUGCAACAACACACGCCUCCUUCACUCUCUCAAUACUCUCGUCAACUAUAGAUUUUUGGGCUCAUGCAUUUUUUUUUCUUUCCCUAAGCUGCUGAAAUAUAUAUAAUUAUAAAAAUAUAUAUUUUUCAUAUGUUUAAAAA
Molecule: messenger RNA, 3127 nt
Organism: Salvelinus sp. IW2-2015
Lineage: Eukaryota; Metazoa; Chordata; Actinopteri; Salmoniformes; Salmonidae
Product: kelch repeat and BTB domain-containing protein 2
Molecular function (GO): protein binding
Source: RefSeq, a predicted model, not a curated record